Messenger RNA from Strongylocentrotus purpuratus (purple sea urchin), 3422 nucleotides. RefSeq names its product deleted in malignant brain tumors 1 protein. The record is from RefSeq and is a predicted model, not a curated record. The coding region runs from base 162 to 2738 and encodes 858 amino acids. NCBI's taxonomy places the organism in Eukaryota, Metazoa, Echinodermata, Echinoidea, Camarodonta, Strongylocentrotidae. The transcript is spliced from 8 exons. Gene Ontology annotation, cellular component: membrane.
UCGAUUGAGGAAAUAAAGACUACAAUAUAUUUAGUCGAGUCUUGCAUUCACAUCCUUGCUUUGAUGGGCUGAUAAACAUCGAACUCGACCUUUCGGUAGAUGUCUUAUAAUCUUUCUUUUUUUUAAUCAGUCAUUCGGCAUCUGAUCUGAUCUGGAUUUUGAUGAGGAUGAGGAUGAAGGCCUUGGAGUUUUAUCCCGUGGUGAUUAUAAUCGCCCUGAGCAUGAGAAUUCCCUGUGCCUUUGGUCUGGAUGUUCGUCUAAUUGGAGGACCUGACAUCUACAGUGGUCGAGUAGAGGUUCGUCAUGAUGGUGUCUGGGGUACUGUGUGCGAUGACGGGUGGGACAUCCAAGAUGCAACAGUCGUCUGUAGAAUGCUUGGCUUUGAGAACGCAUCGAUUGCCACUGGUUAUGCAAAAUAUGGCGAAGGAUCAAGCAGUAUCUUCCUGGAUAAUGUCCACUGCAGUGGACUGGAGACCGAUCUAGGAGAGUGCAGUCACAAUGGGUUCGAAGUUCAUGAUUGUCAACAUUCUGAGGAUGCGGGCGUUAUGUGUUCUAAAAACGAUCUGCAGGUUCGUCUAGUUGGUGGACAAACCGCCUUAGAAGGUCGUGUUGAGGUGUUCUUUGAAGGUUCUUGGGGAACAGUUUGCGAUGAUCUUUGGGACUUGAACGACGCCAGAGUUGUAUGCAGAAUGCUUGGCUUUCAGAUCGCAGUGACAGCAGUCACGAGCGCUGAAUACGGACCAGGUUCUGGAAGCAUCAUUCUUGAUAAUGUCGGAUGCCUUGGGACAGAACGCAAUCUUGCUGAAUGCCCCCACAGGGGAUUUGAGAAUAAUGAUUGUGGACAUGACCAAGACGCUGGUGCUGUCUGCGCUAAUGAUCUAGGUCUGCAAGUUCGUCUAGUUGGUGGACAAACCGCCUUAGAAGGUCGCGUUGAGGUGUUCUUUGAAGGUUAUUGGGGAACAGUUUGCAAUGAUGCCUGGGACUUGGACGACGCCAGAGUUGUAUGCAGAAUGCUUGGCUUUCAGAACGCAGUGAGAGCAGUAACGGGCGCUGAAUACGGUGAAGGUUCUGGAAGCAUCAUUCUUGAUGAUGUCGAUUGCCUUGGGACAGAACACGACCUUACUGAAUGCUCCCACAAUGGAUAUGAGAUUCAUAAUUGUGGACAUAGCGAAGACGCUGGUGCUGUCUGCGCUAAUGUUCGUCUAGUUGGUGGACAUACCGCUUUAGAAGGUCGCGUUGAGGUGUUCUUUGAAGGUUCUUGGGGAACAGUUUGCGAUGAUCUUUGGGACUUGGACGACGCCAGAGUUGUAUGCAGAAUGCUUGGCUUUCAGACCGCAGUGAGAGCAGUCGUGAUGGCUGGAUACGGACCAGGUUCUGGAAGCAUCAUUCUUGAUAAUGUCCAAUGCCUUGGGACAGAAAGCAACCUUGAUGAAUGCUCCCACAACGAAUAUGAGAUUCAUGAUUGUAUACAUAAUGAAGACGCUGGUGUUGUCUGCUCUCAUGAGAGUCCUCUUGAAGUUCGCCUCGCAGAUGGCCCAAACUCCAGAGAAGGCCGAGUUGAGGUGCUAUACCAAGGCUCCUGGGGUACAAUCUGUGAUGACUACUGGGAUUCGAAGGAUGCCAAGGUUGUCUGUAGAAUGCUCGGUUUUAACAGGACAUUGAGUGCACGUGGAAGGGCCGCCUACGGCCAAGGUUCUGGCCCCAUUCUCCUUGAUAACGUCGUAUGUCUUGGAACAGAAAACAGCUUGGCAGAAUGCUCUCAUAGUGGCUUCGGAGUUCACAACUGUGGCCAUGCAGAAGAUGCUGCUGCGGCGUGCUCUAUCGAAGACACCACGAGUGAGCUUUUUGAAGUUCGUCUUGGCGAUGGAAGAAGCAGGAAUGAAGGACGGGUUGAGGUGUUCUACAACACAUCCUGGGGAACAUUGUGUGGUGCUGGAUGGGGCUUGAGAGAGGCCGACGUGGUCUGUAGAAUGCUGGGGUUCACGGAUGCUUCAGACGUGCUACAAAAUGCAGCAUUCGGUGAAGGAAUCGGAAUGGUCUUUCUGGAAGGUAUCUCCUGUCUUGGAUCAGAGAACAGCCUGCUUGACUGUACCUUCACAUCUUUUGACGCGAACAGCUGUCCACAUAGUCAGGAUGUUGGAGUCAUAUGCAAAGACACAGGUGCUCUGCAGCUAUCGACGAUCAGAUUUGACCCAACAACCUCAUUGGGACAUCCAGAACAUGUCUUUCAAGGUAUGCCUGUGCCAUCGGCUGAGAACAGUCGAUCAUUCUCACCUGUCUCAAUAGUACUUGGAGCAAUCUUGGCGGCGUCGUAUGUACUGUUCCUGCUUUUAGGCCUCUAUGGGUACCAUCGACUUAGAAAGCUGGAAAGGAUGACGAAUAAUAACUCGAGUGAACAGCCUACUUCAAAGGGAACAGGUUCUCCUGAAGCAGCAUCAGCGUACCUGAAUCUAACUUCACCUUCUAGGAAGUCCACAGAGACCCCUGGAAAGGAAGCUCCUGGUGAACUGAUAUACAUGAACUUGGAGGUACCAGAAAACACCAUCGGAGGAGACCAGGUUUACACAGAUCUUUCGUUUACGAAGGGCAAUGAUCAGGAAGGUCCCAGACCCAAGUAUAAAGCUCCCAUGAAGCCGCCCGUUGGUCGCAAGCCUAAGUCUGGGAGGCUUGGAUCUCCAGAUAGAAUUGACCCCUCACCCUUGACCCAACAUGACCCAAUAUAUGAUAAAUGUGACUGAUUAUGAUAAAGAUUAUUGAAGGAGAGUUAGGAGGACUCAACACAAUCGCAAAUACUUUCGAGGAAUCAGCCGAAGGCACUCUCCGAUACCUUGUCGGUCUGCAAACAUUACAACCAUGUAUUACGCAAUCCUAACACGAUUCCCAUGAGAUUUAUAUGUAUAAUAAGGUAUUAAAAUUGACUUUGAGCUGGUUUCCCGAAAGUCUUACCGAUUGUGUUUUCUAGAAAUUAUAGCAGGACCUGUUACAAAAUGCUCUAUCGCGGGAUAAUUUCCACGUACAAUCGGGAUACAAUAAGGAUCUCCAAAUGGCUCGGCAGAUUUCAAACAAGGUUUCCCGAGAAGAAAAUGUUUAAAGCUAAUCUUGAGCUCUGGUAUGGGCUGCGUAUGUCGAGAGACCAUGGCUAUAAUUAAUUCUGGAUUUUAAAUCAUGCAGUAGAAUCCUGGAUACCGUUGAGUAAAAAAAAUAAUUUUAUCAUAGAGAUGUUUUUUAAACCCCAAAUAGAUCACUUGUUUUAGUAUUGAGUGCAUUGUAAAUGGAGAUGAUGUAUUUUCAUAAACCAUUGAUUAAUGGACUUUUAACAUGAUAGUGUAUAAGCUGUAGGUUAGUUUAGACAACAAUUAAUUUCAUCAGUUCUUUGAAUUCGAAACAUUUUUGUUAAAGCUAAGAUUUUAACACGUGCAGGG